GUGAAUUCGUGGCACGCAGCGCCUCUCCUGAGCGGAGCUGCUGGACGAAGGGAUCCGAUAAGGAACUUUACGCUGCAGCUGCUGUAUGUUCUUUUCUUGUUUGCUUGUUGUUUGUGUUCAGAGGUCCACGUGAGAUCGUAAGCAGUUCCUGGUUUCUCUAUUCCACGCCUUCGAGGAGCGUGCGUGUACAGUCGCGGAGGGAGCGCGUGCAGCAUGCGCUCUUUUCACCGGGAGCGCGCAUCUGGAGGGGUAUCAUGAAAGCAUCAGGCACACUCCCAGCCCCAGGAGAAGCCCCCCUCCCGCGCGGGAGAAGCGCGCGCCGCCGCCGCCGCACGGAGCCACCCGCUCGGCACCGCAACUUUCCGUCCCCCCUGUAGUAUAAAGUUCUUGUUUUUCGUUUUUUUAUUAUUAAUGAUUGAUUUUAGAUCGCAGUUCCUAAAUGUGGGUUUUAACGGAUCGUAAUCUACGCACUCGUUGAACUGCGUGAUCAAAUUCUGCGCUGAGACAGUUCCUCGAGUAGAGAUGGAGGUGAGGAGCGCGCAGGACGGCGCUCAGGACGGCGCUCCGCCCGGCAGCCAUGAGAAGAGGUUCAUCGUGCGCUACCUGGGCUGGGCCCCCCUGGACCGGCGCACCACGCUGCCCAUGCUGCCCUGGCUCGUGGCCGAGAUCCGCAGGAAGGGCGAGAGGGGCGACGGCGCGGGGCACGCGCACGCCCGCGAGGUGCAGCUGCGCCUCGCGCCGCCGCUGCUGCGCUGCGUGCCGGCCGACAGCGCCGGCGCCUCCGUGUUCGUCUUCGAGCACCACGCGCACGCCAUCUCGCGCUUCGUGCACAACAGCCACGACGUGUGCUGCUUCGCGUACCUGAUGAGGAACCGGCCCGACGAUCCCGAGUCCGAGAUGGCGUGCCACGUGUUCCGGGCGCGCGAGCCCGGCCAGGUGCCGGACAUCAUCAGCAGCAUCCGUCAGGUGUCUAAAGCGGCACUGAAGGAGGACGUGUGGCCCAAGCAGGAGACGGAGGAUGCCUUCUACAACUCUCAGAAAUUUGAGGUGCUCUACUGCGGCAAGGUGACGGUGGCUCACAAGAGGGCGCCCUCCACAAUCAUCGAUGACUGCAUUGAAAAGUUCCAGCAGUAUGAGGUCGAACGUCGGCGCCCACCUCUGGUCAACGAUGUCCCCCCGGAGCUCUUACCAGCCGAUCGGGACCCCCUAAGCGCCAUAGUGGGUGGCUGGGAGCCUGAGAGCCUGGAUGUGGAGGAGGCAGCUGACGUAGUCCUUAGGUCCAGUAGUCUGAGAGGCAGCCUUCCAGAAUGCAUCCUGGAGGACUCCUCCGGGUUCGAGGAGCAACAAGAGUUCCGUACCCGGUGCGGCAGCCUGGCAGCGGGGCUGCGGCAGCGGUCGAGGGAAGCUGCGUCUGGUCAAGCUCCCUCCCGACGCAGGCACGCCAGCGCCCCCAGCCACGUGCAGCCGACGGAUGCCGAAAAGAACCGCACCAUGUUGUUCCAGGUCGGCCGCUUUGAGGUCAAUCUUAUUAGCCCGGACAGCAAGACCGUGGUGCUCGAGAAGAACUUCAAAGACAUUUCUUCCUGCUCUCAGGGGAUUAAACACACGGACCACUUUGGGCUCAUCUGCCGGGAUGCGGCGGAGUCCGGCCGGAGCCAGUACGUGUGUUACGUGUUCCAGUGCGCCAACGAGUCUCUGGUGGACGAGGUGAUGCUGACGCUGAAGCAGGCCUUCGGCACGGCGGCGGCACUGCGGAGCUCCAGGACCCAGGUGAAGCUGUGCGAGGCCUGCCCCAUGCACGACCUGCACAAGCUGUGCGAACGCAUCGAAGGUCUUUACCCUCCCAGGGCCAAGCUGGCUAUUCAGACCUAUCUCUCUCAGCUGACGGACAGCGAGCAGGUGGACAUCUUUGAGCGCGUGCAGAAGAUUAAACCAGCCUCAGACCAGGAGGAGAACGAGCUGGUGAUUUUACACCUGAGGCAGCUGUGCGAGGCCAAGCAGAAAACCCACCUGCACAUCGGCGAGGCCCCCCAGAAUGCCCACAACAACAUAGCGCCUGAGAGCUCUACGUCCACCGGCCGCUUUAAGCUGGACAUCCUGAAGAACAAAGCACGCAGCUCUCUGACCAGCUCCCUGGAGAACAUCUUUUCACGGGGGGCCAGCAGGAUGCGAGGGCGUCUCGGAAGCAUGGGCAGCUUUGAGCGCCAGGACGACUCGCCCGGAGACUCCCCGCCUGGAACGCCCCCCAGCUCCUCGCUGUGUCUGUCCGAGGAGGACCCCUCUGCCGUCCCGUUCCGCCGGCGUGCCCACACGUUCAGCCACCCGCCCGUGAAGAAGAGAAUCUCCUUCGAUUCGCACGGCACCAAGGGCCCUCUCUGGCGCCAGCAAUCGGUGGCUCCUGAACUGCUCCAGAGCAGCCCCGUGAGAAUCUCGAGAGCGCGCAGCAUUUCCGAGAGCGAGUCGUCCUCCAGCCUGCCGUCCUCUUUCUCGGCCCCCAGUUUCCUGAAAAACUUUUACCAGGGCUCUCUGGGUUCUCUGGCUGACAGCGGGACCCUCAAGAGCAAUGGCGAGGGUCGUAAGAGGACCCUCUCGGGGUGCAGCACCGACUCCCUGAGUGGCGCUGCUGUGCCCUGCUCCCCACGUCGUAUCUCGUGGCGUCAGAAGAUAUUCCUGCAGGUGGCGUCUCCCCUGAGUAAAGCCCCUGGCUCCAUGCAUCGUCCAGACAGUCUGGAUGCGAGGGAGCUCCUGCCCCUCUCCCCACGUGCCUCUGCCCAGGAGCAGGACCCCCUGGACUGCCUGCUGGGCCUGUCCCCCGGGGAGAAAGUCCGACGCACAUCGGUCGACUACCGGACCCUGUGGAAGAAGGCCAUCCAUCAGCAGAUCCUCCUGCUGCGCAUGGAGAAGGAAAACCAGCGCCUGGAAGCAAGCAGAGAUGAGUUGCACAUCCGGAAGAUGAAGUUGGACUACCAAGAAGUUGGUCAGUGCUCCAAGGAAGCUCAGGAUGCCUGGGAGAAGAAGUUGAGUGUCCCAGGCAGAUCCACGAUACAGUGCGAUAUGGAGGAGAUCCACAUGGCCCUCUGCCAGGGCGUGCCAAAAGGCCGCCGCGGGGAGGUGUGGCACCUCCUCUCUCAACAGCACCGUUUGCGUCACCGCCUGCCCUGCAAGCAGCAGCCCCCAGACACCUCCUACCAGGACCUCCUCAAGCAACUGACUGCACAGCAACAUGCCAUCCUCGUGGACUUGGGACGAACUUUCCCCACCCACCCAUACUUCUCGGCACAGCUGGGGGCAGGACAGCUUUCCCUCUACAACCUGCUGAAGGCCUACUCCCUGCUGGACACUGAAGUGGGCUACUGCCAGGGUAUCAGCUUUGUGGCUGGCGUACUGCUGCUGCACAUGAGCGAGGAGCAGGCGUUCGAAAUGCUCAAGUUCCUCAUGUACGACAUGGGCUUCCGGCGACAGUAUCGGCCCGACAUGGUCUCCCUUCAGAUCCAGAUGUACCAGCUGUCCCGCCUAUUGCAUGAUUACCACCGGGAGCUGUACAGCCACCUGGAGCAGCAUGAGGUGUGCCCCAGCCUGUACGCUGCCCCUUGGUUCUUAACCCUCUUCGCCUCCCAGUUCCCCCUGGGCUUCGUUGCCCGGGUCUUCGACUUCCUGUUUGUCCAGGGCACGGAGGUGAUCUUCAAGGUUGCAUUGGGUCUGCUGAGAGGUCACGAAGGGGAGAUCAUGGAGUGCGAUAGCUUUGAGACUAUUGUGGACUACCUUAAGACGACGAUCCCUACCCUGACGCAAGGGCAAAUGGAACAGACAAUCAGUCAGGUGCUGGAGAUGGACAUCUCGAAGCAGCUCCAGGCCUAUGAGGUAGAAUACCACGUUCUGCAGGAUGAGGUGCUGGACACCUCAUCUCUGUUGGAUGACUCCGACCGCUUGGACAAGCUAGAGAAGACCAACACACAGCUGAAGAAGCAGAACAUGGAUCUGCUAGAGAAGUUGCAGGCUGCUAGAGUAAAGAUCCAGAGCCUGGAGGUGAACAUGGAGAACUUCCUGUUGCGGGAGAAUAAGAUGAAGCAGCUGAUUCGCUCCCUGGAGCAGGAGAAGGCCUCCUACCAGAAGACCAUCGAGCGCAUGCGCAGCUCUCUGCCCCCUGGUGCGCUCUGCGACAUCGAGAUGACCCACAUCAAGGCCGGCGACAAGGCGGGCAGCACCAAGCCCUGACCGGGAAAGGUGCAACAACCGUCCACUGUCCACCUAGUCCAACCUGGAUGGAUUGGCAUGGAUUGGGAAAAUGAGUUUUAAAAAACUGGGAAAAUACAUUUACUAAUGUGGCCUUGGGCUUUGAGACCUGAAAUGUUUUUCUUUUUUCUUUUCAAAACCGCAGCAGCCUUGUAGGUGGGGGCAGGCGUGGCAAGUUCCUCCAUCGCUGUUUUGUGUCGGUAUGAAUGUGUGUGAAAAGACUGUAAAGACGCAUGUGUGACUCAUGUGUUUCCCACAAUGCACCUGUGCGGACGCACCCCGCCGAGGGCGUUGUGCACCGAGGCCUCCCUGCACAGUCUUGGGUGUCCCGCCAUUCAUUGAACAUUGAAUAUACUUUGAAAAUACUUGAAAACAAGGUGAAUGUACUUUCUUUCAGUGACGGUGCAGCUUGCGGUUCUUUACUUGCCGUCGGUGCCGGGAUGCUGUAGAGGCGCUGCGUUUCUCUCCCAUCUCGCUCGCCGGCUGCUUUAAAGCUCCAAGUUGCGACAGAGCCUGACUGUCGUCCUUUCAGCAUGAGAACCAAAUAUUUACUAGUUCUGCAAUUCGCAGGAUGUGCUUCACCCGACAUUCGGCAGGAUGUGAGCGUCUGCCAGCUGGUUUCCUGUGCGAUUGACCGAGGUGCCAGUGAGGUCGGCCGUCUGCUUGCUCUCCCACCGCGGGCGCCGCCCUCUCCUCGCCCCCGCCGUCGCGUAUCGUUCUUAAUCGCCGCCACCACCCAUCCAGUUGACCCACUCCGUCCACGGUUCGAGAACGGACAUGCAGGAAGUGGGUCUCAAGAAGGGCGGACCCUGGCUCUUUCAACACGGCGCCUGAUGGCGAUACGGUGUCUUGUAGCAACGCAGGCGCAGAUUUUUACUGUGUUAGAGGGUUAUUAAUUUUUAAAAAAAUUUUACUGUUGUUUUCUUGUACCUUCCUGUCUGAGGUGUCUCUUCUGUCUCCUUUCGAAAAUGUUGCUCUUGGUUUUGUAAAUAAACAUCUUGGU
This is a messenger RNA of Scleropages formosus (Asian bonytongue), 5236 nucleotides long. RefSeq names its product TBC1 domain family, member 4 (gene tbc1d4). NCBI's taxonomy places the organism in Eukaryota, Metazoa, Chordata, Actinopteri, Osteoglossiformes, Osteoglossidae. The record is from RefSeq and is a predicted model, not a curated record. The transcript has 20 exons. The coding region runs from base 523 to 4215 and encodes 1230 amino acids.